AAAAUUAUUAUUUGGUGGAUGGUGGGUAUACGAAUGGUCCUGGGUUUUUAGCACCAUAUAGGGGUGUCAGAUACCACUUACAGGAAUGGGGUGUCGGAAACCGCAUGCCACAAAACUUUAGAGAAUUGGACAACCUUCGCCAUGCUAAGGCUAGAAAUGUGAUUGAGCAUGCGUUUGGCAUUUUGAAGAUGCGAUGGACAAUUCUUAGGAGUUGUUCAUAUUAUACCAUUAGGACACAAAAUCGCAUUAUUAUGGCAUGUGCGCUCCUCCACAAUUUCAUACGCACAUCAAUGGCUAAUGAUCCCAUGGAAGCACUAGUCCCUGAGAUACCGGCUAACGGAGUGUCCACAACUACGAAUGAAGAUGACUUGAUAGACCAGGUGGAGGCUAGCCCAAAAUCGACACAGUUCCGUGACCAAUUGGCACAAGAUAUGUUCAACGAUUGGGAUCGUAAUGUCUUUUA
This is a messenger RNA of Striga hermonthica, 463 nucleotides long. Lineage: Eukaryota; Viridiplantae; Streptophyta; Magnoliopsida; Lamiales; Orobanchaceae. The record is from the annotation of a GenBank genome assembly.